CCCUGGGGAAUCCCAUCCGACCAGCGCAAGCUACGCAACACACAUUCGCAAGCCGUCCUCGACCUCGCCGUCAUUUCCCCGAGCGAUACCGCCACCGCAACCUCGGGCAUUGCCUUGCGCACCAAUACGCAGUUCCUGGACUGGCUCCCACAAGCCACGUCGUCUCCGAUACCCUCCCCUUGCGUCCCACCACCCUGAGACUCCAAGAUGCGGCUCGACGUGAAGAGACAGCUCUUUGCCAGGAGCGAGCGUGUCAAGGGAAUCGACUUCCACCCUACAGAGCCAUGGGUUCUCACCACCCUCUACAGUGGCCACUGCCACAUCUGGUCCUAUGAGACGCAGGCAAUCGUCAAGACCUUCGAGCUCACCGAUGUCCCCGUCCGCGCCGGCCGCUUCAUUGCGCGCAAGAACUGGAUCGUUUGCGGUUCCGAUGACUUCCAGCUGCGAGUCUACAACUAUAACACCUCCGAGAAGAUUACCAGCUUCGAGGCGCAUCCCGAUUACAUUCGUGCCAUCUGUGUCCACCCCACCCAGCCUUUCGUGCUUACCGCUUCGGAUGAUAUGACAAUCAAGCUGUGGGAUUGGGAGAGGGGCUGGAAGUGUGUCCAGGUUUUUGAGGGCCACGCUCACUAUGUCAUGGGCCUUGCCAUCAACCCUAAGGAUACCAACACUUUCGCCUCGGCUUGUCUUGACAGGACUGUCAAGAUCUGGAGCCUGGGUUCUGCGACCCCCAACUUCACGCUGGAAGCGCACGAGACCAAGGGUGUCAACCACGUCGACUACUACCCGCAAUCCGACAAGCCAUACCUUCUCACGACUUCUGACGACCGGACGGUGAAGGUGUGGGAUUACACCACGAAGGCCCUUAUCGCGACGCUCGAGGGACACACAAGCAACGUCUCUUUCGCCGUCUACCACCCCGAGCUUCCAGUUAUCAUCUCCGGUUCGGAAGACGGAACGGUGAAGAUCUGGCACGCCAACACGUACCGCUUGGAGCAGUCGCUUAACUAUGGCCUUGAGCGCGCUUGGUGUGUGAGCUACCAGAGGGGCAGGCAAGGUGUUGCCGUCGGUUUUGAUGAUGGCGCCGUUGUCGUUAAGAUGGGUCGCGAGGAGCCUGCAGUCAGCAUGGACGCAUCAGGAAAGAUCAUCUGGGCGAAGCACUCAGAAAUUCUGUCGACGGUUGUCAAGGGAGGCGAUAAGACCUUGAAGGAUGGCGAGCGCCUCACCCUGCCAUCCAAGGACCUUGGCUCCACCGAAAUCUACCCGCAGUCGCUGCUCCACUCUCCCAACGGUCGUUUCGUCGCUGUUUGCGGUGAUGGUGAAUACAUCAUCUACACGGCUUUGGCUCUUCGUAACCAGGCUUUCGGCUCAGCUCUGGAUUUUGCCUGGGGCUCCAAGGAGAACGACAAGGAUUACGCCAUCAGGGAAUCCGGCACUAGCGUUAAGAUCUUCCGCAACUUCAAGGAAGUCGGCAGCGGUGGAUUGAACGUCGGUUACCAGGCAGACGGCCUCAGUGGUGGUGUUCUUCUGGGUGUUAAGGGCCAGGGCGGUGUUGGCUUCUUUGACUGGCAAACCGGUCAGCUUGUCAGGAGGAUUGAAGUCGAGCCCAUCAACGUCUACUGGUCAGAGAACGGCGAGCUUGUUACGCUGGCUUGCGAAGACACGUUCUAUGUUCUCCGCUUCUCUCGUGAGAACUACGUCGCUGCUCUGCAGGCUGGCGAAGUCGACGAGGACGGCGUUGAGGCUGCUUUCGAAGUGGUCACGGAUAUCAACGAGAGUGUUCGGACUGGUCAAUGGGUUGGCGACUGCUUCGUCUACAGCAACAGCACCAACCGUCUGAAUUACCUGGUUGGUGACCAAGUCUACACAGUUUCUCACUUCGAUGCGCCUCAUUACGUCCUUGGAUACCUCCCGCGUGAUGGCCGCAUUUACAUCUGCGACAAGGACGUGAACGUUAUGUCGUACGGUCUAUCACUGUCGGUUGUCGAGUACCAAACUCUUGUCCUCCGCGGUGAGCUUGAGACGGCGAUGAGCAUGCUUGAGGACAUCCCUCAAGAUCAGAAGAACAAGAUCGCUAGAUUCCUGGAGGGACAGGGUUUCAAGGAGGAGGCUCUCGACGUUGCCACUGACUCCGAGCACCGCUUCGAUCUGUCUCUGAGCUUAGGCAAACUGGACGUUGCUCUUGAGCUGGCCAAGGAGGUCAACGUCGAGCACAAGUGGAAGACUGUCGGUGAUGCUGCGCUCGCUGCGUGGAACAUCAAGUUGGCAGAGGACUGCUUUACUCACGCGAAGGACCUUGGCUCGCUCCUCUUGCUGCACUCGUCCACCUCGAAUGCUGCAGGCUUGCGGCAAUUGGCGGGAUUGGCGGAGGAGGCCAGCGCGCACAACAUUGCCUUCUCGUGUCUCUGGCAAGUCGGUGAUGUGGAUGGCUGCAUUGACGUCCUCACCAAGACCAACCGGAUACCAGAGGCCGUGCUCUUCGCGCAGACCUACAAGCCCAGCAGGGCACCAUUGCUCGUAAAGAGCUGGAAGACGUCCCUCGAGAAGGACGGCAAGGGCAGGGUCUCGAGAAUUGUAGGACUGCCACCGAACGAAGAGGAGGAGGGCGAUGCCGAAAUGUUCCCGGAAUGGGACGAGUGGCUGAAGCUGGAGAAGGAGGGCGGCUCGGUCAAGCUAGUUGACGUGGAUGAGGAGGUGCCUGAGGCGGCUGAUGAGAGCGCCGCGGAGGCAGCCGUGGCCGAGGCCGAAGCGGAGGUUCAGGCGGAGGCGGAGGCGGAGGCGGAGGAGGCUGAGGCGGCAGAGUAGGCCAAAAGAAAAAGCCUUGGAAAGCCAUAUUCGACGGGCGAAAGCUGUAUAGAACGUAAUCUGAAUCCAUUGAUGCACGACCAAGUG
Messenger RNA from Aplosporella prunicola CBS 121167, 2892 nucleotides. RefSeq lists its product as uncharacterized. The record is from RefSeq and is a predicted model, not a curated record. The transcript is spliced from 9 exons. Bases 208 to 2805 code for a protein of 865 amino acids. Gene Ontology annotation, molecular function: protein binding; structural molecule activity. Gene Ontology annotation, biological process: intra-Golgi vesicle-mediated transport; intracellular protein transport; retrograde vesicle-mediated transport, Golgi to endoplasmic reticulum. NCBI's taxonomy places the organism in Eukaryota, Fungi, Ascomycota, Dothideomycetes, Botryosphaeriales, Aplosporellaceae. Gene Ontology annotation, cellular component: COPI vesicle coat.